CAGUAGCUGUCAAAAUGUGAAAGGAAUAACCAUCACUCAUAGGGUUAAAAUGAAUAAACCGUUAUAAAUGGAACAAGGAGAAGAAGUGUGAAGUAUGAUUUUAUUAUAAAUGAUAGUUUCAAAAUAAUAUUUCCAAUAUGUAUAUACCAGAAGACACAAUUUGUGGAGUUUGUAAAGCUGUUUUUUGUUGUGCCAAGUGUUGUCAAAAACAUAAGAUAAAAAAUCACGCAAUCGUUGUACGUCUUCCCGCAAUGAUAAGCGACGGCGACGAUAACAGUGGUGGUGCUGUAGUUUCAUCCUUGGUCAAAUGUGGCGAGAGCAGCAACCAAGCCAUUAUAACAUCCAGUGUACCGGAAAGACCACCUCCGUACGAAGAGAUUUAUUUGUUUUGUCCAAUUUGUGAAAAACGCCCACUGCCUCUGCAAAGUGAAAUCUAUACGGAAAUGUUAAUCCACUUGGAAACACAUCAUUUGCCAUUGCGCUGUGAAAAAUGUGCCAAGAUGUACUAUAACAUUGAAGAUCUUAAAGAAUUCACAAAAUGUAUGCGUCCCCACGAAGCCUGUCACUCGGCCCAAUCGACAGAUGUAAAUCAAACAUGCUAUACCGAUGAAGCGUCCAGGGUAACUGUUACUAAAGCUGGUCUUCAGUCUACCCAAAUAUCGCCAAUGCGGCGACAUGACUUCAAUGAUAGUCAUAUGACGCCCAUUUCAAUUAUUAACAUGCGUUGGAAGGCCAAAAGUAAAGCCCAUGAGGAGUUCAUUAGCGACAGUGUUUCGUCAAUUAAGAAUAUAUCGUCGAUUAGCAAUUCAUCGAUUCGUCGUAGUGUUGGUGUCGCCUCGGCCGUAAAGGGUAAGGUGAUACGUUCAACGUCAACACCUGUACAUCUGGAAAUGGUUUUUGCCAAGCCGAAGGAACAGACAUUCAAUGCUACCGGUACAGGUCACAUGUCAAGUAUUUAUAACAGCGACUCGGAUAUAAGUCCAGCGUUGCCGCAACCAAGCAGCCAAGCUCUUGAGCCAAUUAAUCGCUAUCGCAAAGUUGGCGGUGGACGGCCGAGAAUGUCCGCUGUAACACCAUUACGUCAGGUCAUGUCAAAGAGUAUACAAAAAGCUUUUGCUGAACAUGGCUUACCUGCUUCGACGGCAGUUCGGGGUACUGCGGCCGCUAUUCAACGCAAGAAGAUGUUCGAUUCGUCUUCAUCGCCGGGAUUAAAUGGUACAGGUGCACAUUCUCCAGCCCCACCACCACUUGAUCUACGUCUAUCGCCAGCUGUACGCCGUAGGAAUAGUGAAGCGGAAGAAUCGCUGUCAGUUCAAAGUGCAGGCGAGGAGGCACGCGAACAAAGAAAUGACUUACCAAGUAUGAGGCGUAAAAUCCUACUGUCCGCACAAAAACUUACUACAGAGUCGAUUGUAAUAACUCGCACCGAACACAUGUCAAGUGUGUCUUCAGCCUCAACAUCUGGCACUAGUUCAAACGGUAGUAUCAAUUCCAUCAAACCCCACUCAUCGUCCAGUUCCAGUUCCAAUUCUUACCAUUCGACGGGAUCAAAUAGUUCCAGUGGAUCAGUUUUCAAAUCGUGUCGCAGUGUUGAAAUAAUAACUGCCACAACGGAACAAAUACAAGCCAUACAAUCGGUGGAUGAGGAGAAUGUCAUUCACAAUCCUUUGCCACCGUUGACCCCAAUUACACGCAUUCCCGGUGCUGUAAUACACAAGAAACUGAUUAAAUUCGAGACUCCCAAACUUGAGUCUCGUGACUCUCGGGACUCGCAAAAUUCACCAUGUGAUUUAUUCUUUACGCCCAAUGCCACACCAAUACGAAAAUCGAGUUUGACCCAAGAUGGAAACAGGAGUUCGCCAGAAAUGUGCGGUCGUAAACGCUUAGUGCCACAAAACCUAAAUGGACGUUUUUCACCACCCGUUCGUAGGCCAACUUCUCUUAAAGACUGUGCCCAUAGUACAGCCUUCAGUCGCAUUGAGAAUCUAACCGAUACCUUUGAUACCAAUGAUGAUGACAUUGAAGAUGAGGUAUUUGCUGCCGAAGAACCUGUAAAACAAUCGGGCAAUCGAAAUUUGGAUGAUAUAAAAAAUAAACAAAAUCAAUCUGGUAUUUGGUCGAUAAUGAGUUCUGUUAUGCGUUUGCCAUCACGCAAGGGUUCCAAUCCAAAAUGUUCGCCCAAAAAUGAAUCUUCAGUACUAGCCACCGAUGCAAAUUCCAAUUCAAUUAUUAAAAGAUGUGCCUCUAUAGCAGGUUCUUUGGUCCGCUCCAAGCCAUUGGUCGAUGAAAAUGAAUUGAGUUCUUUGAAGCGUAAACGUACCUUUACAACAAGCGAACAAUCCACCUCGGCCUAUUUGGCCAAAUUGCAUAGCUCUGAAGCCACCUCACCAACAGAUAGUUUUAAUACAUCCUCGAAACGUUUUCGUAUUCAACCUCGUCGUCCCAUAGAUCGUAUGCGUAUGAAUAGUUAAAUGUUGUAUCAUUGUUGUUUGUUUAAAACAUUUUUUUAGUUUUUUUUAUUAAAUAAAUUUUAUAUUUGCAGAUUUUGUUUCAAGUCA
Musca domestica (house fly) is the source of this 2558-nucleotide messenger RNA. RefSeq names its product mitosis initiation protein fs(1)Ya (gene fs(1)Ya). Bases 138 to 2471 code for a protein of 777 amino acids. Lineage: Eukaryota; Metazoa; Arthropoda; Insecta; Diptera; Muscidae. The record is from RefSeq and is a predicted model, not a curated record. The transcript has 4 exons.